Molecule: messenger RNA, 3961 nt
Organism: Bicyclus anynana (squinting bush brown)
Lineage: Eukaryota; Metazoa; Arthropoda; Insecta; Lepidoptera; Nymphalidae
Product: alpha-glucosidase 2
Exons: 2
Coding region: 694-3933 (1079 amino acids)
Biological process (GO): carbohydrate metabolic process
Molecular function (GO): hydrolase activity, hydrolyzing O-glycosyl compounds; carbohydrate binding; protein binding
Source: RefSeq, a predicted model, not a curated record
AGUUGCAACUUGCAGUCACAUUGAAUUUCUUAAAAAAAUCAAGUAUGAAUUUAAGAAAUUAACGUCAAUUUUUUUUAAUUCUUGCUCUUUAUUUGUAUUUUUCUUAUCCCAUGAGGAAUUACUUAAGAUGAUUCUAUUUACGAGUAAAAUGUCCUUCAGUUUAUAGUAAUUUAGUACUUGGCUAAUAUUCGUAACAGACAGUUAAUAAACAAAAAAACAAAAUUAUUUUAGCCCCCAGAGGCUGAAAUGGUAGUUUAGCCAUGCUGUGGAACGCAAAAAGCAAGAGUAGUUAGUGAAAAGGUUACUUUUUACACAAAAAGGUUACUUUUUUAAUAUUUCGGGUAACUUUUCACAAGACCCAACUGGCAACACUGCUACAGACGAAAUAAGUCACAGAUUCUGUGACAUAGAAUACAUAUGCAAUAUGCACGUAUCGCAGGAACCAUAGAUUUACGAGUCGGUAUGCAGGAACUAUAGUUUUUUUUUUCAAUAAGGCUUCGCAAUUUGUACACUUUCGAAUCGUAAAGCUAUUUGUACGUGGUUUUAAAGUUUUGCCUUUGAAGUUUGGCUUAGGGUGACUUGAGAGCAACAAUAAAUAACCAACGAAUAUUCUUAGUUUCACUCAUUGAAUACUUAUGUACUCGGCCAACGUGUAACGACAUUGAGAUUUGCCUACCUAAAAUUACGUCAACGAUGGCAGAAAAUUAUAAUAAAGCACAAGAAGUUGGUGGUAUAAAACUUAUUGAAAAAAAUGAAAGUUACUUCACAGUUAAGUUCGAAACUGGCGAAGAAGCAAGGUUAUAUAUCCUUAACGACCAUGUUUUCAGAUAUUAUAUUUCACCUAGCGGUGUUUUUUUGGAAUAUCCCGAGCCGAUAGACCCUAAUGAUGUAGCCAAGAUGGUUGUUAAGACAGAGGAUGAUUACGGUUUUGAUGUUUUCAAUCAAACUGUUCUUGAAGAUGUCGUGACCCAUUAUGUAGUGCAAACAAAAGAUAUACAAAUAGUAUUUGAUAAGAUAAGUGGCACUAUGAAAGUACAUGACACUAGAGUUGACAAAGAAGUAUUGAGCGAAACAAAGCCUUUGUCUUAUAUCGAUGGUGAAUCAACUCAAUGUUUGCGUCAGAAUGAUAACGAAUAUUAUUUCGGAGGCGGAAUGCAAAAUGGAAGGUACACACAUAAAGGAGAAGUAAUACAUAUUGUAAAUAGUAAUAAUUGGACUGACGGCGGAGUUACAUCUCCUUGUCCCUUCUUCUGGUCGUCUUACGGCUACGGUGUAAUGAGAAAUACGUGGCAACAAGGAAUCUACGAUUUUGGAGAAAUAUCAAAUGAUUUUAUUACAACUAGUCACAAAGGCGAAGAUUUUGAUGCGUAUUUCUUUAUAAACAGUUUACCGAAAGAUUUAUUAAAUGAUUAUUACGAGUUAACAGGAAAACCAAUUUUAUUACCGGAAUAUGCAUAUUACGGAGCACAUUUGAACGCUUUCAAUCGGGAUUAUUGGGUUGAAGUAAAAUCUGAUACCUAUGGUGCUAUACUAUAUGAAGAUGGUAAAUAUUAUAAAUGUUACCAGCCGAAAGAUAUCGGUGAUAAAAAUGGAGUUCUGGAAUCUUUAAAUGGGGAGAAAAAUAAUUACCAAUUUUCUGCUCGUGCAAUGUUAGACCGGUAUAAAAGGCAUGAUAUGCCUUUAGGUUGGUUUAUACCUAACGAUGGUUACGGUUGUGGUUAUGGGCAAACAGACACAUUAGAUGGUGACAUCGAAAACUUAAAGAAGUUCGUCGAUUAUACUGUAGAAACGGGCGUAGAAGUAGCUUUGUGGACAGAAUCGAAUUUGCUUCCUAAAGAUCCUGAGAAUCCUAAAAAAGGAGAACGUGAUCUUAGUAAAGAAGUUAGCAUAGCCAAUGUUAUUGCACUAAAAUGUGACGUAGCUUGGAUCGGCAGUGGCUACUCAUUUGGACUUAGUUCUGUUGAAAAUGCAUCUGAUAUAUUUGUGAAACAUACUCAAUAUAACGUGAGACCAAUGAUUUUAAUGGUAGAUGGCUGGGCUGGUACACAGCGUUAUUCUGCAAUAUGGAGUGGUGAUCAAGCGGGAGGAGAAUGGGAAUACAUUCGAUUUCAUAUUCCUACUUAUAUUGGCAGUGGUUUAUCAGGACAGCCAUUAGUUGGUUCAGAUAUGGAUGGUAUUUAUUCAGGGGGAUCCAAAGAAGUUAAUAUUAGAGAUUACCAAUGGAAAACAUUUACUCCCUUACAAUUAAACAUGGACGGCUGGGGUAAUACACAGAAAACUCCAUUUAGUUACGAUGAAGAAGCUUCUAAAAUCAACAGAGCCUAUCUAAAGUUAAAAGCUAUGUUAAUGCCAUAUAACUACAGCAUAGGGUAUGAGUCGAUUCAAGGUCUCCCAAUGAUUAGAGCCAUGUUCCUCGAAUUUCCGGAAGAAACUCCAGCUUACACAAAAGACUCCCAAUACCAAUAUAUGUGGGGCCCAAAUGUUCUUGUGGCGCCUAUUUAUAAUGACUUUAAAGAUGAUGACGGCCACUCUAUACGCGACGGAAUUUAUCUUCCAAAUCCAAAUCAAGUGUGGAUAGAUUUUUUGACAGGAACAAAAUAUCAGGGUGGAAAAAUAUACAACAAUAUUAUGUCACCAUUAUGGAAAAUACCUAUAUUUAUUAAGGAUGGUUCAAUAAUACCAAUGACUAAUUCUAAUAACAAUCCCUAUGAAAUAAAGAGGGACUUCAGAACCUUUACCAUUUACCCUAACGAUACUGCAAGUUUUUAUGUUUAUGAAGAUGACGGUAUAUCUUUAGACUACUUACAGGGAGUUACGGGUUCUGCUACUACACAAAUUGAAGUUUCAGGUCCAGAAACUAACAAAGUUGGUGACUUAUUCAUAAAAAUAUAUAAAACUAUAGGAAAUUAUCCUAAAAUGAUCAAACAAAGACGAACCAUCUUACAAAUUAAGACAACUGAAGAUGUCGGACGUAUAAAAGUUGUUGCUAAUGGACAACCAAUAAUUGUAACAAAAGCUAAAAACACAAGUGAAUUUGAAAGUAGAGACAACGUGUAUCUUUGCAAAGAAGAUUUUUAUGUGAAUCCAUACCUGAAAGAACAUACUGAAUUAAAACAAAUGUUUUUGUUAUUAAAACUUGAGGAAUUAGACGUGACCACCAAUGAAAUAAUGAUAAAAGUUAACAAAUAUACUAACCAAAGUGAAAUAUUUGGCAACCUGCAAGGUGAUGCUAAAUUACAGGAAACUAUAAUUAAUUUUCAAGCAAACUACUUCGAUUCUUCAGCUACCUCUAUUAGUCUCGAAUGGGACGAUAGUGAAAGUAGCGACUUUUACGAGAUCGAAAGAGAUGGUGUGGUAUUUACUAACAUCAAAAAUAAAUCCUUUACGUUCGACGAUUUUGCUUAUGACAGUACACAUGAGUUUAGAAUUAGAUCAGUUUCGAAUAACGUUGCUUCAGAUUGGAGCAAUGGUAUCUUGGCUUCAACACACGAGGAUCCUUUCAAAUGCAUGAUUUCAGGAGUAAAAAUUACUUGCAAUCUGCCUUGUCAACCUUGUCAAGAAAUAUGCAAUCUAACAGACAAUAACAAAAGUACUCUGUGGCAUACAAACUGGGGAUCAUCUGGUCAAGCUAAACCAACAGAUGAGAAAUAUUUAAAACUUUUUUGUGAUUUAGGAGAUGUAUAUGAAUUAGAUAAAGUUGAUUACAUACCUCGUAAUGAUGCAGGCAAUGGGACACUUCUUGAGCUUCAAUACACAUAUUCCACAAAUAAUAAAGAGUGGAGUACUGUAUCAGAUCCAAUACGAUUUGAAAGUAACAAUUCAAAGAAAACAAUACCCUUUCAUGGAAAGAAACUAAGAUAUUUACAACUUAUUGUGUUAAAUGCCAUUGGCAGCUUUGGAUCAGGAAGGCAUAUGUUAUUCUAUAAAAAGUAAUAUAGGUUUUCAAACAAUUUUGUAAUAA